AAUCUGGCUAUUUUGAAAUGGUUGGGAUAGGCCAUAACAACCACCCAGCAAGGCGUUGUGCUACUAUGGGAAAAUACCGAACCGAACCGAGAAUAAAAACGGUUUAAGUGUAGUUUUUGGUCGAGGUAAAUGCUAGAAAUUCGCAUGGAAAGUCGAUGCAAGUGGAAAUUAUCGCAUAUUAGAGAUCAAAUGUGGACGUUGACGUCGAGCCGUGCAAAAUGAGCAGAGUUGGAAAAAGAAGGUGUUGAGCUGCAUUUUUUUUCUCUCUCUGCCAGAUACAACUUGGGUCGGAGUACUGUCUAAACUACAAGGUGAUACGAAGAAAAAUAAUGCCCCUAAAGCGCUCCACUUUCUGGUAUGGCCGGCUCAGCUCGGGGCUCUGAGGAUGCUUCAGAGGAUCCGUGCCUGACCCACAACUAAGGAUUGAGAGGAAUACAUGGUCUGAGCAGAAUGACUCAGCGAGAGGGGGGACCCCCAAAUAGCAAGUGAAGACAAGUGAGGAUGGGUGCCAAUGGAUCCAGCUAUCCACACUCAUGCUCCCCACGCAUAGGGGGUAAUGCACAGGCACAGCAGACGUUUAUAGGGACCUCAUCCUACUCUCAGCAGGGAUAUGGCUGGGAGUCUAAGCUAUACAGCCUGGAGCACGGCCAUGAGCGGCCCACAGACAGGAAGAAGAAGAGCCUUGGUCUGGCGACCCUCAAACGGAGGUUCAUCAAAAGGAGGAAGUCUAGCCGCUCAGCAGAUCAUGCGCGGCAGAUGCGGGAGCUUUUGUCAUGUUGGGACGUUCGAGACACAAAUGCCCUGGUGGAGGAAUAUGAGGGCACAGCGGCGCUCAAGGAGCUAAGCUUUCAGGCCAGCCUGGCACGUGCUGAGGCACCUAGCUUGCAGCGGGAUCUGGCCGCCCUCUAUCAGCAUAAGUACUGCACUGAUGUUGACCUCAUCUUCCAAGGUACUUGCUUCCCAGCUCACCGGGCCAUCCUGGCUGCCCGCUGCCCCUUUUUCAAAACUCUGCUGUCAUCAUCCCCUGGCUAUGGAGCAGAGGUUCUCAUGGACAUUGAGACAGCUGGCAUUGAUGUGCCCAUGUUCUCUGCCCUACUUCACUACUUGUACACUGGGGAGUUUGGGGUGGGUGGGGCGGAGGAUACCAGGCUGCAGAACGUGGAUGUACUGGUGCAACUCAGUGAUGAGUUUGGUACACCCAACUCCCUGGAGGCUGACAUGAAGGGCCUGUUUGACUACAUGUGUUACUAUGACGCUCUGCUCAGCUUCUCGUCAGACUCUGAGAUGAUAGAAAGCUGUAAUGAGCGAGGUGCUGGGGCUGCAGCACUAACAGUGGGCUCUGGGGGCCCUGGGACCCCAGAUGAGGACCUUAGGGCUCACAAAGCGAUCCUCUCGGCACGUUCUCCUUUCUUUAGGAACCUUUUGCAAAGGCGCAUUCGCACAGGAGAGGAAAUGACAGAGCGCACAUUACAGACACCCACCCGCAUCGUGCUGGACGAGUCUAUCAUCCCACGGAAAUAUGUACAAGUUAUUCUCCACUGCAUGUACACAGAUGUGGUGGAGCUUGGGCUGGUGCUGCGGGGCAGUCCCUCAGCGGGCAGCCUCGGCGAGGUGCAAGCACUGGUGUCCGGGGGCCGUGGAGCUAGUACACGCACGGAGGAGGCCAUGGAGCUCUACCACAUCGCUCUGUUCUUGGAGUUCAGUAUGCUGGCUCAAGGCUGUGAGGACAUCGUUGUGGAAAGCCUGUCUCUAGACUCACUCGUUCCCAUCCUAAAGUGGAGCUCCCAACCAUAUGGCUCCAAGUGGGUCCAUAGACAGGCCAUGCACUUCCUCUGCGAGGAAUUCAGCCAAGUUGUCACCUCAGAUGUUCUCUACGAGCUUGGCAAGGAGCACCUUAUCUGCGCAAUUCAGUCUGACUAUUUACAGGCGAGUGAACAGGACAUUCUCAAGUAUGUUGUGAAGUGGGGCGAGCAGCAGCUUAUUAAGAGGAUGGCAGACAGGGAGCCCAACCUGUUGAGCGGCACAGCACACAGUGUAAACAAGAGGGGAGUAAAAAGGAGAGACCUGGAUGUGGAAGAGCUAAAGGAGAUCCUCUCGCCCCUCCUGCCCUUCAUCCGAACUGAGCACAUUUUACCUCCCAACAGUGAUGUCCUCGCUGACGCGCUUAAACGGGGUUUGAUAAGUACCCCUCCUUCAGACAUGCUGCCCACAGCUGAGGGGGGAAAAGCCAAUGCCUGGUUACGGCAGAAGAGCGCUGGAAUCUAUGUGCGUCCCCGCCUCUUCUCUCCUUAUGUGGAGGAGGCUAAGUCUGUGCUUGAUGAAAUGAUGGUGGAGCAGACAGACCUGGUGCGUUUGCGAUUAGUGCGCAUGUCCAACGUCCCAGACACGCUCUACAUGGUCAACAACGCAGUGCCUCAGUGCUGUCACAUGAUCAACCACCAGCAAAUGGCAAGCAAUGCAACCACAGCUCCAUCGGUUGUGGCUAAUGAAAUUCCAGUGCCCCAGCUGUCUGUGGUAAAGGAGAUGAUCCGGCGGCUGCAGGAACUGAGACUCACAGAGCAGGUCCAGAGAGCUUAUGCCCUCAACUGUGGUGAAGGAGCCACCGUCAGCUAUGAGCUGCAGCUCCGGGUGCUGAGGGAGUUCAGUCUGGCAGACGGAGCCACUGAGCUACUGCAGAAUCCGUACAAGUUCUUCCCUGAUGAACGGUUUGGAGAUGAGAGUCCAAUUCUGGCUCUGCGCCAGGUGGGUCGGUGUCGGGUAAACAGCAGCCCAGCCAUGGAUAGCAUGUUCACAGAGCUGGAAGGGGUAGUGGGCUUCCACCCUCCCCUACCUCCUCCACCUCCUCCAUACCACCCCCCUGCCACACCCAGCCAUGCUCAGCUCAAAGGUGCCUGGCGUCCUCGUGUGCCCAUGCCAACCCCUACCCGUUCCUUCUCCUAUCCCUGCAACCGCACCCUGAUUCUGCGCCAUGCAGCCGCUAAACAUGGCAGCUCAGACUACUCCUCUGUGCCCAGGCCUCAACCCCCAGACUGCACCAACCCGCAGGCUAUGGGCCGAGCUUUUCUUUCAGACCAGCAAGCGAUGAGCAUGGAGCCUGUUAUGAGGGAGUUCAUGCCUGACAUUGCACUGGGAGUCUCGGUCAUGUCCCUGAGGGACCAGCACAUGGCAGAGAUGGACAGGGAAAGCCCUCACAGCCCAAUGGGCCCCUCGGGCCACCAUCUGCCCCAUGCACCCUGCCCUUCUGCCCGCCAUAGCCAUGGUCACGGCCCUGGACAUGGCCACUCCUGCAAGAGACAUGCUCCUGAACCCAAACUGGAGGCUCAAGCCGAGUUCCCUGAUCUGUAUGACUUCUCCUGCCGACCUGCAUCCCCAACCUCGACUCACCCUCUGCCCUCCUUUGCAGGACCUGACCUCUACAGCCACAGCUGCACCCCCUCCAGCGCUUAUCCUCCCCCUUACAUUUCUGACUCUCAGUCCCAAGGCCGCUCACAGGGACGGACUGCCCCAGACCCGCUACGCCUGGAUGUCCUCAGUAUGACCUCUCAGAGGCACGAUGGAGUCCUUGCAAGCCCCUCUGGGGCGCAGCCUAGGAUGGGCCACAUCCAAAGGGGGCGAUCAAAUGAGACAGACCUGACUCAUGGCUUGGGCCAUUUACGGUCUCCUAGUGGGAAUAUGGACAGCUAUGAGGAGAGGCACACAGGACCUAGAGAUGCCCCAGAAGAGAUGGUUCUAGCUGGAGAAUCAUUUGGCCCGGGCUCCCUCCAGCAGCCUCACAGGAACAGUGUCAGCGAAGAGAUCGCCAGAGACCGCAGGUCACCCAGCAAGCCUGACUACCCUUACAAGAAAUCUGCACUUUAACCCCACUUUAGGACCAGGGGUUGAGUUAAGAAAAGGGAAAUUAAGUGGCUGUCCAUCACAAUGGAUGGCAUAGCACUAAAUGUGUGCCUGCGUGUGUGUCUGUGUGUCUGUGUGUGUCUGAGAGGAGCAGGGGAAAGGAUGGUCGAUGGUUGCUAUUUAUAGGAUCUGUCCUUUUGUCCUACCUCUAUCACACUGUGAUAUUCAACACAGGCAGUGUAUGGAAUGAGAAAGAGCUGUAGGUUAAUUGUCAAUGCUUGUAAUCGAUCUUUGCCUAACCAGCUGGUUUGGAGGAUGACUCGGGCUUUACUAGAAUGGCUUUGUCUUGUAGAGAUGGAGGUUAGCUCUAUGCUGUGUGAGUCCUGCACAAGGAGGCCACACCACUAAAUGUAGCUCAGUUAUAAAUCAAUGGUUUAACAAAGAUUAAUUUCAAAGGCGAUUUUGUCUAAAUAAUUUUCAGCCUAGAAUGGGGUAGAUGGCACAGCAGAAUCUCAAUUUACAUAAGCCAUCAUCGGUACACAGUCUGGGGCAGAGUAUUGUGAUAAAAGCAUAUGUAAAUACGUCUGGCUAUAAUCGUUUCCUCCCAUUACAUGCAUUUCCAUUUCCUACUGUAGCAUGCCCAUAGCAACCCAUUUGACUAGUUGUCCUUUCCUGGCUCUGGUUCUGCAGUGCUGAUGAGUAAUGGGCUAAGGCUUGGUCACACAAAGCCGAAAUUGGAUCCGACAGGAAGUAGGUCAUCAGAGCUCGUCAUUGUCCUGUAACCAAGUCUGAUAAUUGUGUCAGGCUUUACCUAUUACAGCCAGUGUCUAGCUUGGAGGCAGGAGCCGGGUGUUUUAAGAGAGGGUGGAUGGGGGGCAGGAGGAUCGCAAGCAGUCCUUAUUGAGAUACAGUGGAUAAUAUAGGGGUGCCAUGGCAACUGACAUAAAGUGAUGAAAUGGACCACUGGGGUUUUGUUGGUUUUUCAGCAGAAACGGGUGUGUGCCUGGGUGUGUGUGCGCGAGGAUAACUCUGAUACACGCAGGUGUUUAGACAAUCUCAGUACUGUAUACUCCCAUCUUGAGGCAGGUCUGUUUGUACAUAUCAGAGUCCGGUGAUUUAACCAGUCUUUGGCACAGAGUGCAGUGCUCCGUGUGCUAGAGCCGCUUGUUCUGUUUAAUUCAAUAGCAUCAAGUAAUCAAAUCUAAAGCCUUAAUCAGUGCUUGGAAUAUUCAGUUUUAGCUACCUUUAUUCAGUUAACUAUGUCAUUAUAUUGCAACCCCUGUUAAUUGCUUGACUGUUCACUACAGACACAUUAAAUACCCCUUACACAAAAGCUAAAACCAUGUUUAUACAUCAGUCCUCAUCACACCACCUCACCACAAUGCAAGUACACAUAACAACCUGUUACAGCCAACAGCUGGCAUACAACCUCACAUGAGAGUAUCUUUGCACUGUAGGAGCCACCUGUUAGCUAACCUGUUCCUUCUGUUAGCUGAUGGGAAAACGAACAAAUGAAUUUCAAACAAAAGGAAUCUUGUAUUGAAGAAAAGUUUGCGAUUGCUGGCUCAUAUCUCCAAUGGAAAUUGUAUAUAAUGAGUUGAGCACCAUAUGUUCUGACGAAUUUCUUAAUGGUUUCUAUCACAUUUCAGUGGUUGUUGAAGGUUUUUACUGUAGUGGACAACACUGUGUACUUGUCUUUUGUCAUGAAAUCUCAUUAAGAAUGUGUGGUAUAAAGCAAAGAUUGUGUCUCAGAAUCUAUUUUCUUUUUAAAUGUUAUGCAUUAGGGCAGUUUGUUCAGUGUUGUGGUUUACCAUGUUUGUAGAGAUGUUUUGUUUUUCUUUCCCAUUUUCCUUUUUAAAGUAAUAGGAAUAUGUAGAGGAUCUGAAGCUAUUAGCUCUCUGCUAAACAGUGAUGAAGUUGCCAAGCAGAAAACUCAUAUUUCCAUUUAGGUUGCUUCCUGAGGAAAAAAAUGCAAAACUCCAGAUUCCUUCCCAUGUUCAUGUUGGAUAGUCGUUUUAUUUUCCAGGACAAUGUUCCAUUGACUAAAAGUUCUUGUUUUGCUUUUUGCUGUAGAGAAGUCAGUGCCUUCCCCUGCCUGUGGCUGGGCUUUUAUUGGAGAAGUGACUUUGAUGUCUAUGCAAGCUGUUUUCUACCAGCUUACCAGCCUGCAUCAGAUAGUCCUUUGAAAUCACAUGUAGCUCAUUUUGUGUACAUAGUGUUAUUUAGCACCUUUUUGAAAUUGAACCAUCUGAAAUGUGUGAUUGCUUGUGUUGUUAUAACAGGUACUUUGUACUUGUAUGACAUCAUAGAAAACAUGUUUGUAGAUUGAUAUUAAGUUACAUUUAGUUUCACCGAAUCUAUUUUUCUAUUGUCACCUCAAAAGGUGCAUAACAGUGGUCAACUUGGGCAUCCUCAAAAUAAACUGGUUUCAUAAUAUGGAAUU
Etheostoma cragini (Arkansas darter) is the source of this 6277-nucleotide messenger RNA. It is a transcript of the gene btbd7, whose product is annotated as BTB (POZ) domain containing 7. Gene Ontology annotation, biological process: morphogenesis of a branching epithelium. Gene Ontology annotation, molecular function: protein binding. The coding region runs from base 502 to 3858 and encodes 1118 amino acids. The transcript is spliced from 11 exons. NCBI's taxonomy places the organism in Eukaryota, Metazoa, Chordata, Actinopteri, Perciformes, Percidae. The record is from RefSeq and is a predicted model, not a curated record.